CCUGAGAAGCACAACCACUUUAUAGAUCAGGUGAGAAGAACCUGAACACUCUUUCUCUUCUAGUCUUAUUUCAAGUCAAAAAUUCCUUUUUCUUGCCUUUCCUGCCCAGUCAAAGUCCUACACCUGUUUGCCUCAGCUGACUCUUACUGGGACACAGUGAAGCAACCAUUGAAGUUUGGUUCUGCAGGUCAACAUGUUUCGAAACGGUGGAGCUAAAAUGAGGGUGUGUGUGAUGCUGUUUGUUGUCUUGCUGUUGCUGAAUGGAGCUCUGAGUGAAUCUCAGAGAGAUGACUCGGUCAUUAUUAGAGAUCCAGACAUCAGUGCCUCCUGGUACACAGGCAGGGGGAUCAGACCUCUUGGGAGAUUUGGCCGAAAAGCUGCAAGAAGAAAUGAACUUCUGGCUUUCAUCACAGCCAGAGUUUAUAGACCAACAGCUGACAGCGGCGUUUGGAUCACACAAUGAGAACACUGUGGAUCGUUGAAUAGCUGCUAUGCUCUCAUUUUUUUAGGUUAAGUAAUGGAUUUGGUCUUAGAUUUAGGAGUUUUCUAACAUUACAUUCAGUUAUUUUCUGUAAAUUCUAUAUAAAUAAUUUGAAGAAUGUGUAAGAAUAUCAGCAUGUAAAGUUGAAAGUGCUACAAUUAAAGGAAUUCAUAAAUUAACUAACACAUAUUCAGACCUCUGAGACUGAAAAGGUUCGAUCAAUAAUAAAAUUGUUUGUUUUAUGAUAAUGGUCUAAGACAGAAAUGCUACAACAAGAACUGACAGCAAAACUGGAUGGAGGCACCGUUUAAUAGAAAUACUCAUUAUACUCAUCACCAUAACUAUGGCAUCCAAGGCAACAGCUGCAUAAGAGAGAGAGCAAGCAACCGCCGGACAGCAUUACCUUCAGUCACCAAAACCAGCUUACACACACACACACACACACACACAGAGGAUUCUGUUGGGUUUAAAUGGCACUUCUAGUGUGUGUUUUGGUCAUUAAAAAAUAAUAAUGGGAAUACAUCAUGUGAAAAUUCGUACAGAAUACUAAUACUAAUGUUUUAUGGGCACUCACUGCCUCCCUGUGAGGAAAACUACAGUGUUGUUGUGAAAUAUUAUCCUUUGUGA
Molecule: messenger RNA, 1108 nt
Organism: Oreochromis niloticus (Nile tilapia)
Lineage: Eukaryota; Metazoa; Chordata; Actinopteri; Cichliformes; Cichlidae
Gene: prlh
Product: prolactin releasing hormone
Exons: 3
Coding region: 194-463 (89 amino acids)
Biological process (GO): G protein-coupled receptor signaling pathway; response to peptide hormone; feeding behavior
Molecular function (GO): prolactin-releasing peptide receptor binding; neuropeptide hormone activity
Source: RefSeq, a predicted model, not a curated record